UAACACUGCUCUAUUUCCGCAGGAUGCUUCGUCCUGUGAAACCAUCACACAGUCAAGCAGUGUUGUUCAUAUCCUCCACAUCAUCUGGUUGCUGCUGCGUCGUGCCCACGUCGUAGAGACGACCAUAGAACAGCAUAAGAGACUAUGGCGACAGCAAAGUUGGAUAAUGACGUAGCUGACUGUGAACGGACAACGGUGAUAAACGAGAUCGACGCUGUUUCUGUCAACAUUGACAGUGAUGUCUCGUAUAUUAACACUGUUGUGUACAAAGGAUCCGAGAUUACAUCCGGGCCGUCACCGUUUGAAAACAUCGUCAAUUCUGCUCGGGCAAAUAUCAAUCAGGUCAAUUCAAAGCCACAUGUUUCAACACGCGCUGAGAGGUCUGUGAUGCGGCUGUUUAACAAAACCCGGUCUGUUCUAAUAGAAGGGAAGUCAGGAGCAGGGAAGUCUAGGCUGGCAAUGCGUCUAUUGUCAAACAUUUCAACUGAGACAGGAAGGAAACCUGUAAUCUUGUCAUCAUGGCACCAGUGGGAUAUCAUUCCGAAACGCACAGACAAUGACAGUGGUGGAUUAAGUGAGAAGUGUGUUGUGUUGAUCGAUGACAUAUAUGGCUCCAGCAAUCUGGAUCCGCAGCAAGUGGUUGGAUGUGAAAGAUACUUUGACAUGAUGUGGCCUCAUGCACACUCCGGUGACAUGAUCUUUGUUCUGACUUCCAGAUCAGACAUAUCUUCUGUGUGUAAAAGCACAGUGACAAAUAAUCCUCUCAUCAGAAAAUCUAUCCAUGUAGACCUAGAUGGAAGCAAAUAUUCAUUAACAGCAAAUGAAAAAAGAAAAAUGCUGAGAAAGGUGUGUCGGUUUGACUUCAGUGCAAGUGAAAUAGAGAAAAUAACAGAGAUAGAUGUCUCCCUUGGGUUUCCUCAGUGUUGUACUUACUUCUCUAACAGCACAAGGGCAAAGGCGAAAAGGGUUGGUUACUUUCACAGCCCACUUGAAUUCAUCUUAGAAGAGGUGGACACUCUACAUGAAUGUGACGGCCUUGGCUACCUUGUCUUAUUACUUGUUUUGAUGAACAAAGGACACCUACAUGAGGAAGUGUUCUGCCCCUUCAAGCGGCCGAUCACAACACUUAUAGGAAGCCUGAAAGAAUGCUGUCGGGGAAUAUCCGAACAUGUCACACUAACAGAUAUCCAUAAGAAGGCUGAAGCUCUCUGCGAUGUGUACCUUCUUCAGACACAAAGAGGAUACAUCUUCCCACAUCAGUCAGUGUUUGAUGCUAUGUUCAUCAGUAUUUCCAAGAGGUAUCCAGAUAUCUGCAUCGACAUCUGUCCCAGUGACAUGCUGGUGGAGUUAGUGAGGACACACGUGACAGAUACAGAUAGACUUGACACUAUUUUAUGUCUAUCAGAACAAUAUUUUCCAGUUUUGGCUGAUCGAUUGACAGAAAUAUUGAUGUCUGAUGGGUAUCAAAGUAUCCUAAAUCAUCCAUCAUUUCACCACAAGGAGUUUGUACAGUUUCUGAUUAACACGUGGGCAAGUGAAAAGUGGAACAUACUGCUACAUGAACACACGCCAACAACUGUGAGUGUUGAACACCCUAUUGUGUUACUCCAGACUUAUCCUUUGUUUGAACACAGGGUGCUUCUCUCAGAUAUCAUUUUGAAAAAGAUGAAACUUGUGUUGCACUUUGCUUGUCUAAAAGACCUGGACACCUCUGUCCAUUUGCCUAGUUGUUUGGCGUGUGCUAUCUAUAGUGGAGACAAUGACCUGAUCAGAGACUUGCUUUCGGCGGGUGCAGAUCCAAAUGAAGAUUGCUUUCGAGCCCUAUGUCAAUCAUCAAACAUUGAAGAAAACUUUACAGGUGCAAUUCUCACAUGCGUUGAGAACCAAAUAGACAGUGUGAGCGACUUGGAUCACUUGUUUGGCAUCGCCGUGCUAAGCGGAAAUACCCACUUAGUAAAACUGUUAGUGAAGCUUUGGAAGGGACAAAAAACACAUUUAAUUCAACGAUAUUUAGAAAUGUUAUUGAUGAAAUUUGUGAAAAUUCCCACAGACCCUUCUUUAAUAUUUCCACGUGAGAUCAGUAAAUAUGCUGAUAUGGUUGAUGUGUUGAUUUCAGCAACUUGUGACAUUGACCUCGAUUAUAUGGUGUGGCUGUCAGCAGCACAUCCAGAUGCUACAAUUCUCAGAUGUUUCCUACGGAACCCAAAGUCUGAUCCCUUGAAGACAUACAGGGGAUCACAUCUCUUUCUCGAUACAACAUCCUUGCAACAGGCAGCAGCGUUUGGUGGUGCUGAAUGUGUGCAUCUCCUGACAGAGUAUCUUCUACAGAAGGGUGUUUCACCAGCUACCUUUUUGAAUGAAUCAGAAUCCAACAAUUACUUCUCCCCAAACCCAAGUGUGUUAGAGUUAGCACUACAGUACAACGACAGCGCCGAUGUCAUCACAGCACUGCUACACGCAGGAGCUGAUGCCAGGAGAAAGAAUUCACUAGGGCAAACAAUGCUUCAUAUUGCUGCAGCCAGGAUGCACUCCGAAUAUGUGCAAACCCUCUUGAAAGCAGGUGCACUUAUUCAUGAAACAUCUCGAAAUGGGAAGACUGCUUUCACUUACAUAUAUCCAUAUGGGUUCGAAAGCAUAGAGUCUGAUACACAUGUUGAAAUUGUCAAAGCAUUUGUUGAAGCUGGAAGUAAUAUCAACGAACUUGACUUUAAUGGCAGAUGCUGUCUUCUCAAGGCUGCUAUUUAUCAAGACUUUGAAACUGUUCACUAUUUGUGUAGUAAAGGGGCUGACUUGAAUCAAAAAGACACUGACGGAAAAUCAGUUUUGUUUGAUGUGCUUAGCAUGUGUGAAUUUGAGAUGAUAAAAUAUGUCAUCCGUCUUGGAGGAGAUAUAUCUGUAUUAGACAGCAGUCGUCGGAGUGUCAUGCACUAUGCAACAAAGUCGGGUACUGCAGCUGUGGACUUGAUCUCAUACUUCAAGGAUGUGAAAAACAUGCCUUUAGAUGGCGUUGACAAGCUGGGAAGAAAUAUUUUGUUCUAUGCUGCAAGAUGUGGUGAUGAGGAGGUCGCUGAGCUGCUUGUAGACAUGGGACUAGAUGUCAACACGAGAGACAUGGAGGGAGCAACGCCCUUGCAUGUAGCAUGUGGAAAGGAUGAUUCAUUAUCAAACACUCGGGUCAAUUCGUGCAUUAUUAAAUUCUUUUUGGAGAAAUGUGCUGAUCCAUGUGUACAGGAUGCAGGUGGCGAUACACCAUUACACUACGCAGUAACGGUGUCGAGAUCAUGUGAGAUUGUAGAGCUUCUGCUGGAGAAAGGUGCGGAUCCAAAUAUUCAAGGUAAACAUGGUUGCACUCCUUUACAUUGCGCAGUGCAAGAGAGGGCAAAGGACAUUAUCCCGACCCUGCUUGCAAAAGGUGCAGACCUCUCUGCCAAAGAUAUUGAUGGUUGUACACCUUUACACUAUGCAGCUAGAUCAUAUGCCGGGCGCGAGAAUGUGAAAUUACUUCUUGAGAAAGGUGGUAAUCCAAGUAUUAAAGACAAACAUGGUUGCACUUCUUUGCACUAUGCCGCGAAGACCUGGGGUGCUGGAAUGUCUAUUAUCUCAUUACUUGAGACUGGUGCUGAUGUAUGUGCCAAAGACAGACACGAUUGUACCCCAUUACAUUAUGCAGCAAAAGAGAGGGAUUGUAAAGACAAUGUGAAGUUACUUCUACAGGGAGGUGCGGACAUAUGGGCAAAGGACAAAGAUGGCCGUACUCCUGUUCACUAUGCAGCAAAGACAUUGUAUUGUGAUGGAAAUUUGAAGAUUCUUUUUGAGAAAGUGAUUCGUCCUUUGGCUAGAGAUAGUGAUGGGUGUACCCCGUUACACUGUGCUGCUAAAGAGAGAGAUUGUGGGGAGAACCUCCAGGUGCUCCUGGAUAACAGUGCUGACACUCGUGCUCAAGAUGGAAAAGGUUGUACUGCUCUACACUACGCGGCAAGAGUACGUGGUGGAAGCAGAAACGUGAAACUGCUUUUGGAGUAUGGUUCGCCACCAUCCACGCAAGAUAAGGACGGUUGUACUCCUUUACACUUUGCAGCCAAAGAGUGUGGUUGUGAAGCAAAUGUGAAGAUACUCCUGGACAAGGGUGCUGAUCCAUCUGUUGAAGACAGAAAUGGUUGUACUCCGCUUAAGUAUGCACUCGACAGUGGCUCUGAAGAUAAUGUGAAUGCUCUCCUGGAACACGAUACGUGUGCACACGACGAGACCAUUAUAUACAGCAGAAAGUAAAACAGCAGGUGGUUACAUACUUACCAUCAUAGUAAGGGAACUCAACCUGUGCAUGGCCAUGGGAGAUGACAUCGAGUCAACGGAAUGAUGCACCCUACGUACAUUGCCUUCAUGCAACAGAUAGAGCUACCUUGUGUGGGUGCAUGCCUCUAAACCAUAUCUACAGACAAGAUCCUUUAUCCUGACUUCAGGGCAACGAUACCAUGAGUUCAUGAGCUGCUCAGAAUAUUCUACGUUUCAAAAGAACUUAAUUGUUAAUGAAGAACUUAAUUGUUAAUUAAGAACUGAUAUGAAGAUAGAACUUUCAUAACUUAAACAUGUCACUAAAUGACUAUAAAAGCAUGGCAUCUUAUGUCAGUGAAGUAUGCCCAAUUUAAAAAUUUGUAAAUGAUCGAAUUAUGUUGGAAAUGAUGACAUGAUGUGAAUUUCUUACAAAUCCUCUCUUUAAAGACCGUGUCAAAAUAGUGUGUAUAAUGGCGAUGCCUCACUGCAUUUAGUAGUUACUGUGUGCAUGUCACCCACACAUAAUUAUAAGCUGUUCAACGAGCUUCCCAUUUUAUAUCAAGAUUUUAGAGGGUGAUAAUGUAAAUGGGAGUUUUGCAUCCUUUUUAUUACCUAUGCUACUUUUUAUCAAUUAUAAACAAUCUACAUCAUGUCUACGUGUUCUGGUAAUGAGAGCUAAGUUUGUAUGAAUACAAAGUUCGUGAGAUGUG
Messenger RNA from Haliotis rufescens (red abalone), 4982 nucleotides. RefSeq lists its product as uncharacterized. Lineage: Eukaryota; Metazoa; Mollusca; Gastropoda; Lepetellida; Haliotidae. The record is from RefSeq and is a predicted model, not a curated record. Gene Ontology annotation, molecular function: protein binding. The coding region runs from base 145 to 4269 and encodes 1374 amino acids. The transcript has 4 exons.